This is a messenger RNA of Dermacentor silvarum, 2189 nucleotides long. Its product is annotated as 15-hydroxyprostaglandin dehydrogenase [NAD(+)]-like. Gene Ontology annotation, cellular component: cytoplasm. Bases 1224 to 2063 code for a protein of 279 amino acids. The record is from RefSeq and is a predicted model, not a curated record. Gene Ontology annotation, molecular function: oxidoreductase activity, acting on the CH-OH group of donors, NAD or NADP as acceptor. The transcript has 7 exons. Lineage: Eukaryota; Metazoa; Arthropoda; Arachnida; Ixodida; Ixodidae.
CUGGGCUUGUUGAUUCGUGAAAUAAGUUUAAGAAUGCCUCAAAAACGACGCCAGCGAGAAUCUGGCUAACAGAAUCGUUGCUAACAUCUCAACGAUCAUUUCGCAGUGAGUUCAGGGGUUCUCUUGGUGCCUCGUGAAGUUUGUCCAGCUUUCCCAACCUCUUUGGUUCCCGUUCAUUACCAUGUAUAGAGGCGUGCCCAGGUGGUUGGGGGUAACAAUGUCGGUAUACGGUGUGUGAAGGAUGCCACCAUUCCUUUUGCCUAAUUCCUGCAGGCGUCCAACGUGGUGGAUCCAUGCGGCCCUUCAACUAGCGGCAUGGUUGAUCCGUGGGUGAUGGCCAGGGCAAUAGCGGCCUCCCCCGCCAUGCUGCUGUACACAGUCUUGAGCGUGCGCGAAGUCCACAGUGCAUUUGUGUUAUCUAAUACGACUAGACAUAGGGCACAUUCUUGUGGGAACCGGGCCAUAUGCCCUGCUCAACAGUGCUUGGCCCACAAGCGGCAUCAACGUUCUGCUGUUCUGAAAAAAAUUCGCGUGGCCUCUGUUUCAACAGCAUAAGACUGCAUCAACAAACUUAAGUUUAAAACUCUCACGUUUUCUGUGCUCACUGAAGUAAGAGGCCGUAAGGAAACAUACACAGCUAUAAUACUUCCCAAAAUCAAUCUUCGGCAGUAAAGACGACUCAUGCAGACUUGUUUACGCAAGACGCGUGGAAAAUCCACGCGCUUUCGCGAUGACCCGGCUAGAUAGCAGAGAGCGCCGAGGGAGCCAGAAUUAGGAGCGAAGCUUUUACCAUCGGACACGUUGCUUACGUAAGCCGCGAGAUGGCAGGCUCCUGCCACGCGUUCAACAAACACGCGUGGAAGCCGAAUGUUUAGGUUCUUAGGCUGCGCCGAAGGAAAAGACCGAGCCCAGCGUUCUCACGUGUAGCCGUACUUUUCCGCACGAGGCAAAUAAAGCAUGACACAUCGGCUUGAAAGCUCAAGUCUGAGUGGUGGUGCCCCCAGCCUCUGAAACCCGUGCAGUAGGUUUAUGUCUUGUUUUGGCAGGUGGCCUCCGAAACUGGGGAGAAACCGUGGAAACACACACCGUAUGGCUUAAUAACAAACCGACGCUGGCCAUGUGUUCUCAGUAUGGUCACUCGUCGGGAGAGGAUUUGGGAGGCUCAACAAGGUUGUUGGGGUUCUGGUUCGGUGACCUCUUGGUUUUCUUUCGCAUAAGAAGGGAUGCUUGCCGCGAGACUUGUUCAGAAGCUCGCCCGAGGCCAGGACGCAAGGACGCACGGAACCACGACCAUGAAGGACCUUAAGGGAAAAGUUGCCCUCGUUACGGGAGCAGCAACGGGUUUCGGGAAGGCGAUUGCCGACCUCCUCCUCGGCAGAGGAUGCAAGGUAGCUCUCCUGGACAUGGACAGCGCUGUAGGCAAGCAGACAACCUCGGAGUUUCAGGCCAAGUACGGAAAAGACAGCUGCAUGUUCUUGAAGUGCGACGUCACUGACGACCAGGAACUUGACGACUGCUUCUGCCAGGCUCGCUCCCACUUCUGUGGCCUCGACAUCGUGAUCAACAACGCCGGCAUUGCUGGGGAGGCUAAGUGGAGGAAGAUCUUCGCCAUAAACGCCGAAGCAGUGUUCAGCGGAAUCCUCCUUGGCUUCAAGUACAUGGGAAAGGACAACGGCCAGAAAGGCGGGCACAUCAUCAACGUGGCCUCGGUUGCCGGCCUCAGGGUGAUGCCCACAAUCCCUGCCUACAAUGCAGCUAAGACAGCCGUGGUUGCCAUGACGAGGGCUUUUGGGAGUGACCUCUACCUGAACCGUCACGGAGUCAAGGUGAACUGCAUCUGCCCCGAGCCCAUGAACACGCCGAUGUGGUGGGGCAUAUCCGCGUUCUGCAAGACCCGCGAGGACACCACCGCCAUGGCCCUGGAUUACGACAAACGCGUUAUGACUGUCGAGCACGUGGCCAGGGGCGUAUUGAUGAUCCUGGAAGACGACAAGAACGGUGCUGCCUUGGCGGCACUCCAAGGCAAAGAUUUGCACUACUUCCAAUUCCAGGAGGACUGUUGAGGAAUAUCCAUUGACGUCUUUGUCUCUGUCAGUGUCAGGCGUCCAACAGUAGAAUCUGUAGUGAACUUUCACUGAAGGUGUGAUGGAUACGAAUAAAGACUCUUCCUGAAUACUGAGGAGCACCGG